UUCCGAAUACGAAUAGACGCUUUGCACAAGAAAAUAAAGCGUUUCCUAGACUUUCAGUUUCGAUUCCGAAAAACAUCUUGACAUGAUGUCGCUAUUAUACGAGGAUAUUGUGAAGUUCGUCGCGAAUAAUCUUAAAUGCUCGAUAUGUAUUGAGAUUUUCACAAAGCCAGUUACACUAGUUUGUGGACAUAACUAUUGUCAGAAGUGCAUCAAUGCAUGUUGGGCAAAGAGCAGCGCAAAACGGGAUUGUCCACAAUGUCGGGCAGAUGUUAGCAAUAGUAAACUAGAGAUGAAUUUCACUCUAUAUAACAUACUGGAAUUACAGGAUCUUGGUGGUCGCGAAAAAUGGGAGCAAAUUCUGGCAGAAAUAGAUCAGGCAGAUCAAACGCAACACGCUGGAAGAACGAUUACAAAAGUGGAGAGUUUAAUGAAACAUCUGGAUUGGUUAAAAGCUGAGACCAAAAAGACAGAAGAUAUACUUUCAGCCGAGCUAAAUUCAAAUCGGACUUGUGAGGGUGGGUUGGGCAUUUAUGAUUCCUCGAUUGUUUCGAUGGAUGUUUCCAGUUCAUCUUUAGACAGUGACGCUUCAAGUUGUUAUGCAAGCAGAAGUUUUAGUCUGACAUCAAUGGAUUAUCAGGAACUACCUUCUCAGUCUGAAGAGGAGAGUUCACAGGAGUUUGUAGAGGAGGCUCCAGAGAAUUCAGAAUCUCUGUUUGAGGAUGUUGAUCUUACUCCCAGUGCAGGAGCACAGUAUUGCAACAGAGACAGUGCUGUGGCUGCUCCUCAUGCAGAGUUUGUUGAGCUUUCCUUUUCUCCCCAGCUUGGAAACAGACGGCUGUUUUUUGACACAGAGAACUGUACAGUGGAAACGCAACAGGGGCACCAAGCUAGAUCAUCAAACGGGCGUUUUGAUGCCUGUCAGUGGAUGGCAAAGCAGAAAUUCAGAGAAGGGUGGGUUUACUGGGAUGUGGACACCACAUUCAGCACUGGAUGGGCUGUUGGUGUGGCGUAUCCCAGUCUGAAGCAUAACGAGAGGUUGGGAAGAACUUCUUCAUCUUGGUGUUUGGAGUGGAGCAGUGGGCAACUGAAUGCUUGGCAUGAUAAUAUAAAGACCUCUGUUAAGCACAGAAACCCUAAUGGAAUCAGAGUCAUUCUGGACAUGGCCAAAGGACAGUUGUCCUUUCAGAGUCUGAGUGAUGACCUGCUUGAAUUAUACAGUUUCCAGGUGGAUUUCUCUGGUCCACUCAUACCCGUUUUCUGGCUUUAUGGAUUGAAACGCAAUGCCUUAAAAUUUCCUAGACACUGAGUUCAGGAUAACAUAGAUCUGUAGUAUUUCUAAUACUUGAUACACUUCAUUUUGUUUAUGGAAUAUGUAUUCUAUUACUAUAAAAAGGAAUCUUGAAUCUUUUUUUCAUAACAUAUAUGUGUAAUCUCAUUAGCUUUCUGGUAUUUAACCAUUUUACCACAAAACCAUAGGACUGAAGAAUGUUCUUUUUUGCUAUCCUGGUUAUUUCUACAAUUUUGGAUUGUAAUAAUGCUAAUAUUGUUGGCUCAUUUAUGAUGUUUUCUUUUUCUUCACUGGAUUCUGGGCAGUAAAAAUAAAAACAUGUAUAAAUGAUUGCAAAUGUUCUUUGCAAAUGCAAAUA
This is a messenger RNA of Labeo rohita (rohu), 1646 nucleotides long. RefSeq names its product E3 ubiquitin/ISG15 ligase TRIM25. The record is from RefSeq and is a predicted model, not a curated record. Gene Ontology annotation, molecular function: protein binding. The transcript is spliced from 5 exons. Bases 83 to 1306 code for a protein of 407 amino acids. Lineage: Eukaryota; Metazoa; Chordata; Actinopteri; Cypriniformes; Cyprinidae.